Adelges cooleyi (spruce gall adelgid) is the source of this 905-nucleotide messenger RNA. RefSeq lists its product as uncharacterized. NCBI's taxonomy places the organism in Eukaryota, Metazoa, Arthropoda, Insecta, Hemiptera, Adelgidae. The record is from RefSeq and is a predicted model, not a curated record. The transcript has 7 exons. Gene Ontology annotation, cellular component: ciliary basal body; axoneme. Bases 77 to 862 code for a protein of 261 amino acids. Gene Ontology annotation, biological process: microtubule cytoskeleton organization.
UUGCAAGCAUUUGUAAAAAAACUCACUACAUUAACAAGUUAAUUAUUAAAACUUAAGUAUAUCCACAAGAAGUGAAAUGUCAGCAGUAAAAACCAAAACUCCAGUUUUAGAAGACAAUAUUACAACGUUCUUAACGAUGAGAAGUCAUUUCAAAAAAAUUUACGACGUCAGGCCGAGAGUUAAUUGUUGGUCAGCAAGUUGCCCUAGUAAAAGACCAGUGUCAACUAUAUCUAAUAUUCGCAAUUUUCGGGUCCCACCAAACUACUGUAAUUCAACAAUUAGUUCCGCAGCAAAGAAAUCUAUGAUAAAAAACUACGACGACAACCGGUUAAAUUGUCCUUUCACAAUUAAAAAUAAACGUGAAUCCCGAAAUCCAGGAACCAUUAAAACAAAAAGCCGUCCCAAUAAAUCUUUGUCGAUGGAUAGACAUACCAAAUAUUUAGAAUCAAAUUUGAGCGACGACUCUGCGUAUAACGACGAUUUCGUUUUUGAAUCCGUUGAAAAUAACAGCAGAGCUUGUUCUGUCGAGACUUGUCACAGAAGAGAUCUUAAAAAAUUAACAAUUGGACAAGGAUCUCCCAUUAAAGUUAUUAAAAACAAAAAGAAGUUUCGUCAAGACCAUUCGUAUUCACGAUUUCUGGAAGAAAUAACUAAUGAGAUUGUCAGACUAGACUUAUCUACCGAUAAAGCGUUAAGAGCUGUUUUUCAAAAACAUAUUAAAUAUAAUACAGGAAUUCUAGAUAAAAGAAAAAUGACAACAGAAGUUAAAAAAUUACAAGAAUUAUUAGGUUUACCAGUAGACAACGAAGAUAUCUAUUCUGAAGUAGAAGAUUCCAAUGGAGUAACAACUACUAAACUAUAAAGAGCGCGUGCGGUGUGAAACUUUAUAAAUUUAAGUAAUUUAA